Boleophthalmus pectinirostris (great blue-spotted mudskipper) is the source of this 2121-nucleotide messenger RNA. RefSeq names its product charged multivesicular body protein 7 (gene chmp7). Lineage: Eukaryota; Metazoa; Chordata; Actinopteri; Gobiiformes; Gobiidae. The record is from RefSeq and is a predicted model, not a curated record. Gene Ontology annotation, biological process: late endosome to vacuole transport via multivesicular body sorting pathway; vesicle budding from membrane. The transcript is spliced from 10 exons. Gene Ontology annotation, cellular component: cytoplasmic side of plasma membrane; multivesicular body; ESCRT III complex. The coding region runs from base 321 to 1658 and encodes 445 amino acids.
CGUCGGAACUGUAUUCCUUCCCAAACGCGGCUAAAUGUCGUUGUUGACAUUGCAUCGUUUACGCUAUUUCAACAUUUUAUCAAAGUUUAUCAGCGCAGUGAUGAGGUCAUCACGCAUGUCAUAGAAUGACUACCAUGGCUCGGUUUGUAAGCAGCAUGUGCUAAUUUAUUGCUGAAUUAAUACUGAGGCUAGGGGUAAUUUCCUACCCGGAGCUACUGCUCGAAAGGCUAAGCUAGCUAAGUGACUAGAGUAGCAGUCAAAACAAAAACUGACAUUGUAGAAGUUUUAAUCCAUCACUGCAAAUAUCUACAGACACCAAAAUGCCCCUGCCGCCUGAGUGGGAUGAUGACGAGCGGAUGAAUUUUCUUUUUUCCGAGUUUAAGGAUAACAGAGAAGUGAACACCACGGACUGGGACAGUAAGAUGGACUUCUGGACAGCUCUAAUUACACAGAGCUGUAGAGACAGGGGUUCAGUCUGUGUCAACCUGCAAGACCUCAACAAAACCUUCAGGAGGAAAGAGAAAUGUCCACUUGGUCUACCUACAGUGCUCCAAUCUAUGGCCAGGAGUGGCAAGCUUCAGAGGGAGUCAGAGUUUGCUGCCAGUGUGGACAGUGGCUGGCUGUCGUGGGGCGUGGGUCUUUUGUUAGUAAAGCCGCUCAAAUGGACUUUCUCUACUCUUCUGGGAAGCAGCCGUGUGCCUUUAGAGGAGUCAUUUGUUGUCAUUGAACUAGUUAAGGAGAAAGCGUCUGAAUUACUUCGAGCUUAUCGCAGCAGUGAGCUUUCAAACUCUUCAGUCCUCUCAUUUCAAGAGUUGUGUACCCUCUCAGCUGAUAUAUGUGCUGAUGAGAGCACCCUGUGCAUGGCUUUACUGCAGCUGCAGAGGGACAAACAAGUGAUGGUCUCAAUCCACGAGGGAGAGAAGAUUGUUAAAUUCACUCAGCCUGGACAGGAUCGAGUCUCUCCAGUCAAUGACGUAGACAUUGGCAUCUACCAGCUCCAGCGCAGUGAGAAGCUUCUUGGAGAACGGGUGGAAAAAUUGGGCAUUGAGGCUGAGAAAUGCAAAGAUGAAGCAAGGCUUCUUCUUCGAGAAGGAAAGAAAUCUCAGGCCCUAAGAUGUCUGAGAGGGCGUAAGAGAGUUGAGAAAAAGGCUGACAGUUUAUUUGCUAAACUUGAGACAAUCAGAGGAAUCCUGGAAAGAAUAGCUCAGUCACAGACCGAUAAGAUGGUCAUACAAGCAUAUCAGGCUGGCGUGUCAGCUUUGAGACUCUCUCUGAAGGAUGUGACUGUGGAGCGAGCUGAGAGCCUGGUGGAUCAAAUCCAGGAGUUAUGUGACACUCAAGACGAAGUGAAUCAGACUCUCUCUAGUGGCGUGGCUGGGGCAGAUGAAGAUAUGGAUGCCCUGGAGGAGGAGCUUAAGUCUUUGUUGGACGAUUCACAGGCUGAUAGAGCCCCAGGUUUACCUAAAGUCCCCUCAGACCGACUGCCCCAAACCACACCAGUCUCAGACCUGCUCAGCUCUCUGCCUGCUGUGCCUCACGGCCCCCUCACCAUCACUGAUGAGCAGCUGGAAGAGGAACUUAAUAAUCUGACCCUCGCUGAAUCAGGUUUACAACAAAAGAAAACUUCACCUGCCCAAAGACUAGAGUUUGCGCAGUAGCAAAUGGAGACCAGGUCUAUUUCAGUAAAAUAAGCAUAAACAUCUGAGCAAGAAGAAAUGUUUACUACAGUGUGAAAAUAUCAGAAAUGAGAACAAGGCACUUUUAAUCAGGAAAAUAAUUAUGCUUUUAUCAAGAAGGCACACCAAAAAGCAUUUAAAAUUGAUAUUUACCCAAGCUAAAUGUAGCUAUUUUAAACAGGCUUUAGUGCCUUCAUUGAAAUGUUUUGCUGCUCUUAUCACAUUGUGUUUGUGUUUGAAGGUGUUGGAUGUUUGUAUAUGUAUUUGUCAACAAUGCAUAUUGAGUGGCCUUAUAACUAUUAAGUAUAAAAGAAAAGCACAUCAGAUAUGCCAAAUAGGAUUUACUGUAACAAUGACUAUUGAGUGCCAUUGCCUCUCACCUCUGUGGAGUGGGAUGCCUGCCUAUCCAAAUGUCUAUCAAAAUAAAAAAUAUUUCAAUCAUUAA